Molecule: messenger RNA, 1797 nt
Organism: Xiphias gladius (swordfish)
Lineage: Eukaryota; Metazoa; Chordata; Actinopteri; Istiophoriformes; Xiphiidae
Product: interleukin-17 receptor D
Exons: 12
Coding region: 1-1797 (598 amino acids)
Molecular function (GO): interleukin-17 receptor activity; protein binding
Source: RefSeq, a predicted model, not a curated record
AUGUGGCGGUCAGCCCUCGUUUUGUACCAGCUCUUGGCACUUUGUCGGCCACUCUGGGCCCAAGAUGAUGUCACAGCCGCUGCCAUCACCCCUCAGGACUGCAGUCUGGACUGUAUCCGACAGGGAGGACCGGGAUGUGAAUACUGCAGAAUAACCAGAAGUGAUGUGAGGAAGGCUCUGGGUUUUAACUCCAUCGAAGCAUUUGGAAGUUGUAUUCCGUGGCCAUGUUUUGAGUUGCUGGGAGAAGAGAACCCUGAAAUCUGCCGGCACUACGUCCAAGCGCCCAAUGAUGUGACGGUUGAAUCUCUACAUGAACCAAACCCCACUUCCGACACCAUUGUUGUCUCCUGGAAGCCCAGCUACUAUGGGAUCGCCUUCCUGCGAGGCUUUCAGGUGUCCCUUCAGGCUUUGGGAGGGUCUACUAUCGCCUGUCAGCUUUUGCUCUUCCGUCGUAACCUCUCCCUGCCCGCUUCACAUGCUCAAAGGGUGUACAAGUCGGACCCUUUCCCCGGCCUCUCCCUUGGGUCCCAGUAUGCAGUUACUGUCAUGGCUCUGCCAGUGCCCGAGGAGUGGGAGAGGUUCUACAACAGCAAGAUCUUCUCCACACGCUCAUGUGCAGAGAAGAACGGUCUUGAGCAGUGCAAAAAGGACUGGUACCCCAAACAUAUUGAGGUCAAGCAGGAAGGCACCGCCAUCACUGUGACGUUUAACCUCGCUCCGCCAAACCUGGGCAUCAGAAGCUACUUCUCACUUUGUUACGCUAACGGCAUGACGAAAUACACAGACAUAACAUUUAAUUCCACCAUAAACAAGACUCACCACAGCUAUCAGUUGAAUGACCUUCAAGAGGGAACCAAUUACACGUGUGAGAUUGCAGCUAAUGAAGUGGAUGCAGUGAGAAAAACGUUCAGUGUCCAGGUCGUGCGCACUCAGAAAGAAGGUGCCUCGCUGCUCUCUGUCACUGCCUCCUUGGCUCUGAUGCUUCCACUGUGCCUGGCUGUGGUAGCCAUGCUUGUAGUCUUAGUGGCUGCUCUUACCAGGAGAAAGUCGAAGCUGCAGAUGAAGAAACUUGACAUGAAACCAGGUAUUAUCAAGCAGCAUCGAGAGAGCGGGACUCAGGAGGAAGUGGUAUCAUUAUCCAGAAGCAAGCUGACCCCUCCUCGUCUUCUGAUUUGCUACAGCAGCUAUGACUGCCCCGCUCAUGUCAAAGCUGUCAUGCAGUUAGGGGCCUUCAUACAGCAGCACAUGGGCACACAGGUGUGCCUGGACCUGUGGGACUCUCUGAGCGUGGCUGAGGAGGGCAGUAUGGCCUGGCACUGCCGCCAGAUCCGGGAGUGCGACUUCGUCUUGGUGAUCUGUUCUCGGGGACUUAACCAUGGACCUGAGCCUCCAGAGCCAGAGGGCGACGACGAAGAUGAGGAGGCAGACACGGGGCUGGACUUUGGCUCCAAAGCCUUCAGGUUUAAUGCAGCUGUCCACCUUAUUGGAGAGGAGGUGGGCCGAGCCAAAGCCAGGGCACAGGACCUGUCCAAAUACAUGGCGGCCAUUUUUGAGUACUCUGAGGAAGCUGACAUCCCCACUGAGCUGAGGCUGGUAUCGCACUACACACUGACAGUUGACUUACCGCUGCUCUUCUCCCACCUCCAUGGAGUGGCUCUGCACAGGCCUGGGGGUUACCUGAAGGUAACCCACAUCUCAGAGGAAGGUUUUGCCAAGUUACCAGCCGGAGCGGCUCUGCAGUGGGCUAUCUAUGAAGCUGGAAUAGCAAUGAGGGCCAAAAGACAUCACUCUGGGUAA